AUAAAAUAUAAAGUAGUUCAAAGUGACAAGCGUCAACAAGUGAGCAACAUAUUUCAAGUUUGUUCAGAAAACACGACAGGGGCCAUAACGAGGAAGUACGUAGUGUCGUCAUGUGAUCAAUAAAAAAUGGCCGCGGUGAUGUGGCGUUCCCGGAUGCGCAACUAUGACGCUGAGUUGCAGAGGGCCCGUCUGGAGGUUGUUCCAAUAGAAUUUUCGGAAUACCAUCCCCUCAAAACUAUUUUGGUGACAGACAGCAAACCUCUCCGUGGAACUCGUAAGGGCAGCACCUCUUCCUCUUCGUCGUCCUCUUCCUCAGCGGCGCCAGACCCCCUCAGCUCCAUGUUGGACGGAACUGAUCCGCUGUCCAUGUUCGCAGCCGAGACGCCAUAUACGACGCACAUUGCCUUUGCCGGGGAUGCAAGGAAGAAGGGGGAGAAGGAGAACGAGCCAGUGGGAGCAGACUUUGAGCCCUGGUCGAUGAAGAGAGGGGAGAUCCUGGCGAGGUUCACCACUACGGAAAAACUCUCAAUUAAUUUAUGCAUGGGCUCUGACAAAGAUUUCCCAAAUUCCCAGAAUCCUGGAUCCUCUGCUGUCUCUGAAAAAGUCCGCAAUCGUCUGGAGGAACUGGAUGAUCUGGAAGAGGGUUCCCAGAGGGAGCUGCUCAAUCUUUCCCAGCAGGAAUAUGCCAAUCGCAUCGAGGAGCUGAACCAGUCCCUGAAAGAGGCCUGGGCCUCUGACCAGAAGGUCAAAGCCUUAAAGAUCGUUAUCCAGUGCUCCAAGCUUCUCUCUGACACGUCUGUGAUCCAGUUUUACCCCAGCAAGUUCGUUCUCAUCACUGACAUACUUGACACUUUUGGCCGGCUCGUUUACGACAGAAUUUGGAGCAUGUGUUCAGACCCAAAACCUUUACCGGACUCAUUCACAGUUGAUGAUGUCAAUGACACGGCGAAGGAGACGUGCCUCAACUGGUUCUUCAAAAUUGCCUCCAUUAGGGAACUGUUACCCAGAUUAUACGUCGAAGCCUCCAUCCUGAAGUGCAAUCGCUUCCUGAACAAAUCUGGCGUUGAGGAAACUCUCCCGCGGCUGACCGCAAUGAUCAGAGGAAUUGGAGAUCCUUUGGUGGCAGCUUACACCCGAGCUUACCUGUGCAGGGUUGGCAUGGAGGUCGCACCCAGUUUGAAAGACAGCCUAAAGCGCAACUUCUUUGACCUGCUCGGAACCUUCCGGCAGAUCAGUGAGGAGAGUGUUCGCAACCAGCUGAUUGUGCAAAGGGUGGAGAUGCCAGAGUACCUGACACUCUAUUCGCCCGCCAUCAACUGGAUCUUGCAGUGUAGUGCUUACAGAGCUCCAGAGACUCUCCUUACAGAGAUGAUGGAGAGAUGCAAGAAGCUGGGUAACAAUGCCCUCCUGCUGAAUUCUGUGAUGAGGGCAUUCAGUCCCGAGUUUGUCGCCACCAGAGCUACGGACUUCAUCGGUAUGAUAAAAGACUGCGACGAGGCUGGGUUCCCCAAGCACUUGUUAUUUGGAUCACUGGGUCGCUGUCUGGCCUGCGCUGACCCUCCAGAAUUGGAGAGGCUGACGAUCCUCAAUGAAGCUUGGAAGGUUAUCACCAAAGUCCGCAGUCCUCGGAAUUACAUCAACUGUGCUGAAAUCUGGGUCGAGUUCACCUGCCGACAUUUCACAAAACGCGAGGUGAACACCGUUCUGGGAGACAUCAUCAAGCACAUGACCCCUGACCGGGCCUUUGAGGAUGCCUAUGCUCAGCUGCAGUCUGUGAUCAGGAAGAUCCUUGCCCACUUCCACGACUUCACCGUCCUCUUCUCAAUGGAGCGUUUCCUCCCAUUUCUGGAUAUGUUCCAGAAGGACAGUGUGAGAGUAGAGGUGUGCAGGUCCAUUAUGGACGUCUUCAUCAAACACCAGCUCGAGCCAACCAGAGACCCUGUCAUCCUCAACGCCAUGAUGCACAUUUGCAAGACCAUGCAUGACUCUGUCAACGCUCUCACGCUUGAUGAUGAAAAAAGAUCUUUGUCUGUACUGAUCAUUGGCUUUAUGCGUGUGGUUUCAUUCGGCAGAGACUUCGAGCAGCAGUUGAGUUUCUGUGUGGAGGCCAGAGCCACCUUUUGUAACCUGGAGCCAGUACUGGUGCAGCUCAUUCAUACAGUGAAUCAGCUCGCGAUGGAGACCAGGAGGGUGAUGAGAGGCAAUCACUCUCGCAAAACGGCCGCAUUUGUCCGAGCAUGUGCUGCCUACAGUUUUAUUACCAUCCCAUCACUUAGCAGCAUCUUUAGCCGUCUCCACCUCUAUCUUCUGUCUGGUCAGGUUGCGUUGGCCAACCAGUGUCUAUCCCAGGCGGAUGCCUUUUUAAAGGCAGCGGUCAGCAUUCUUCCGGAGGUUCCGCGCUCGAUCAGCGUGGAAGGGAAACUUCGCUCUUCAGAGAGUUUCCUGCUCGACUUCAUCAACAACUUCCUCUCUACCCUACUGGUUGUUCCGGAUCACCCGGAGCAUGGCGUGCUCUACUUAGUCCGUGGUGUGCUCAACAUGGUGCAGGAUUACACCUGGGAGGACAACAGUGAUGCCAAAGUGCGCGUCUACAUCUGUGCCCUGCCCCUGCUGGCCGCCAUGAGCCAGGAAUCAUACCUGUACACCAUUCCAAAAAUGGACUCCAAUGAGACCCUUUACGGUGGGGACCCAAAGUUCCUGUCAGAAAUUAACAAGCUGUGUGAGACCUUGAUCGGGCAGAUCCUGGACAACCUGAAGGUUCUCGGUCGAGAAGAGUUGCAGCCAACCACACGCCGUCAAGGGACUCUGGCAUUCUCUCUCUUCUGUGUUUUGCUCACCCACGGAGACCUGAGGAACAACAAGCUGAGCCAGCUGGCUGUUAACCUGUGGAACCUCAGCCACAAAAAUGGAUACUGUGAGACGCGAGUUUCUGUUCGGACACUGGAAUACAUAAAGCAUCAGGCUCAGCAGGCUGACAUGUCUCACCUGUCGGAAAUGGUCCAGAGGCUCGCAUUGCAGUCCCGCGCCUGAACCCCAACAUCAAGAAAAAAAGCCCACUACACAAUGGAAAGCACUACAAAAUGGCUUAAUACAAUGUAAGAUAUGAGGUUAGUUUGAUAUAAAAUGAUCAUGAUACUUGUAAAAUACAAGUUGUGGUUCCAUUCAUCCAUUUUCUGUAGUGCUUGUCCUUAUUUGGGUCAGGCUGGAGCCUGUCCCAAUUUGCAGGAUUGUGAGAUACAUCCUGGACUAGUUCUCAGCCAAAACCAGGGUCAUGGCAAUUUUUAGGAUGAAAGUGUUGAACUUCUCUGUAUUGUCAUGCAGUACUGUUCACAUAAUGUAUAUAUUUAUAAUUUUGUAUUUUAUUUAUAGACUGCUGAUCAUGUAUGAGCUAAUCUUCUUUAUUAAUAUUGAAUUUGCCUUCUAAUAUUAGUCCUUAUUUUCAUAUGAUACAAUAAAGAAAAUGGACAACAAAA
Messenger RNA from Syngnathoides biaculeatus (alligator pipefish), 3473 nucleotides. RefSeq names its product VPS35 endosomal protein sorting factor like (gene vps35l). Gene Ontology annotation, biological process: endocytic recycling. The record is from RefSeq and is a predicted model, not a curated record. Gene Ontology annotation, cellular component: endosome. The transcript is spliced from 30 exons. Bases 127 to 3030 code for a protein of 967 amino acids. Lineage: Eukaryota; Metazoa; Chordata; Actinopteri; Syngnathiformes; Syngnathidae.